AUGACUAAAAGCGGCUCCGUGUCGGGAAGAUGGCCAACGAACGAAAAGCCUCGCUUAAAAAAUAAUGUCAACAGUCGCCAUGACCUCUGUAAUGUUUCAAUUUUUCUGGCGUCCUUUCUUUCUUUACUUUUUCUUUCUGCACUUUGUUUUGCUUCUUCUUUCUUUCUUUCUUUCUUUCUUUCUUUUUUUUUUCUUUCUUUCUUUUUCUUCUUUCUGCUUUUUGUUUUGCUUCUUUCUUUCUUUCUUUCUUUUAGCUUUUGGUUUUGCUUCUUCUUUCUUUCUUUCUUUUUCUUCUUUCUGCUUUUUGUUUUGCUUCUUUCUUUUCUUCUUUCUUUUAGCUCUUGGUCUUGCUUCUUCUUUCUUUUUUUCUUUUUCUUUCUUUCUUUUUCUUCUUUCUGCUUUUUUUUUCUUCUUUCUUUCUUUCUUUUAGCUUUUGGUUUUGCUUCUUCUUUCUUUCUUUUCUUUUUCUUUUUUCUGCUUUUUGUUUUGCUUCUUUCUUUUCUUCUUUCUUUUAGCUCUUGGUCUUGCUUCUUCUUUCUUUUUUUCUUUUUCUUUCUUUCUUUUUCUUCUUUCUGCUUUUUUUUUUUCUUCUUUCUUUCUUUCUUGUCUUGGUUUUAG
Molecule: messenger RNA, 618 nt
Organism: Acanthosepion pharaonis
Lineage: Eukaryota; Metazoa; Mollusca; Cephalopoda; Sepiida; Sepiidae
Source: the annotation of a GenBank genome assembly